AUGAUCAAAAUAUGUAAAUAUAGUACAUUACGUUACGUUUAUUUUCAUUCUCUGUUUGUAGUCUGUUUCCCUGGUCAUUAUCACUGCGGUAAAUACUGUGUCGAUUUAGCAUAUGCUCCACAGUGUCUUGUCAAUCCUCGAUGUGAUGGUUCAUCCACAGCACCGCGCUUUUGCCCACUCAUAAAAGAGAAACUGUGUACUGUUAAUGGUUCAAUACCAUGUAAAGGUUAUGGCGAGUGUAUAUUUCUUAAAUGGGUCGACCAAGGAAAAGUAUCCUGUUUGGACAGAAGUGACUCAGAUUCCGAGUAUACCUCAGCGUUUGCUUUUAUAUCCGAUGAUACAGAUGUUCCAAAAACUAAUAUAUGGCAACCACAGCUUUUGCCGUCAGUUGAGACGAACACCGAACCAAAUUUUGAGGAACACCAUACGACGCCAAUGUGGCCAUUUAUUGGCACAUCAAAUAUUAUUUAUGAAACAGAUACUACGGAUGCCGUCGAAACCACUCGUUCAACUACAGCUGUUCACAGUCAACCAAUUACAGUUACUGAACCAGUGUUUAUUCCGGUUACGGAAACUCAACUCGUUUACUCGACAAACCUCGAAGUUGUUUCUGCUAAAAUCUCGGUUGUAACAGCUGCAGCUGCUACACAUACAACGAAAAAUUUAAAGACAGCGCCGAUUAGGCUAACAAUGGAACCUGUAAGCAGCUUUGGUCAACAAGACCAUUAUACUUCCACCACAACAAAGCUGGAAUCAUCUACUUCUUAUAACUUCCUAACCACUACGACUACGGUGUUUGACAGAGAACGAAGUGAAGCGUGUAAAAGGAGCAUUCUGAACGAAGCUGAAGCAGUCGUCGAAAAACCGUUCUGCCAGUGUAAACUGUCACAGGCGAUUGAUGUCAAUGGAAUAUGUCAAGAUGCUGACAACGGUUUCUUUGGCGCAGCAGUUUAUGAUUUGUGUGGUGGUGUCGGUUUAACUCAAAAACAACAAGCGAUUUUAAUCAUUUAUCAGCUUUCUAAAACAAUGCCAUAUUCUAUAUGCAUUUCUAAAUCGGAUCACCCUGCGGUUGUAAGUGUGGUGUGUAAAGACUGUCAGUUUCAAGAAGUUCUCAGAAACUAUCAUUCCGACGCAUCAGACAUCAUUAAGUUAGAUUUCACAGAUUUGCAACACGUCCUUUGCAAAGACAAGACUUUGAAUGACUGUGAUCCCCAUGCUUCAUGUCAUGUUGAUGGAAUCAGUUACAAAUGUGUGUGCCCAGGAACGAUGAAUGACACAUCGAAUGGGACAGGUCGGAAAUGCCAAAAAUUAAUGAUAGCUUCAACAACAUCAACGAAAAGUCAAAAAUCUUCUCGACUUGCGAGGGACACAAAUUCUCGUAUAUCGCCUACUGAAGAUGGAAGUCGUAGCAGCGCAACAUUACCAGAUGGAGGCGACAGUGAAACCAACAGAAGCAAAAACAGCAGCAAGUUGGGCGAUUUUUUGGACCAGACUGUUCUUCCAAGUCUCUCUGAUGAUACCAAAGAUCGUAUGUCUCAUUCGCGUUCGAUGCCAUCUUCCAUGGGCAAGCAAAUCACUGAAGCAGAAGUACAUCAUGUUCCACUUAACGACGAUACAAUCAGCAGAAGCUCCGCGAACUCUAAUUCUAACCCUACAAUGUGGAAUGCAUUCAAAGUCUUAGGCAAUCAGUACAUUAAAGGAUCGGCAACCAGAAGAAGCAGUUCAUCAUCUCUAUAUCGACUUUUAAAAGAAAGAGAUUUCAAGAUUUCCAAAUCUCCUGUAACUGUAUCAGCAGCAAUCCAAAGAAUAAAAUCCAAGAACCACGAACACAGCACCGCUGACGCAGAAGGACAUUGCAAAGAAGAAGAGGAAGAAAAUAAUAUGACUUCAUCAUCUUUUGCAGCUAAUCAUGAUGAAGCCUCCACUUCGCACCUUGAAGAUUUGCGAAGUGACAGUCACAAAAUAGAGCACAAAACUAUCAGUGAAGGAAAGAAGAAAGUAUCUGACCUCGCCCAUAACCUAAAACUUAUAUCUGUUAUUGGUAGCAAUUUCAGACGAAAGAAAAAAUCCAAAAAAGCUGCCCAGGAUUCAAAAAACGCUCAUGAUAUAGAGCAAGAAGUAAAAACAGAAACAAAAAUCACUGAAAAAGAUGAAAAUUCACUUCAAACUCUAUUUGCAGAAAAUCCAGCCAUGUGUUUGUCAGGAGAUGAAUCAGGGGAACCAGAAACCUUAAAUAGUGAUUCCGAACAGAAAAAACAAGAGAAUAAUAUACAAGAAGAGGAUUCUGCACAUCGGCAUAGUUCGAUAAAAGAUUCUGCAAGUACAGCUACACCAAGUUUCCCAGAAAAUUCCACUGUCCAGCAAGUACCUGUCAGAAAUGAGGAGAGUAAUGAAGAGCAGAAAAGUGCACCAGCUAACGAUAACGAAAGUAACGACCUACACAAAUCAGAAAAUCCAGUGUUAGUGAAACAUGCAGAACAGCCGUCAGAGCAAUCACCAACGUCUAUAAGUGCAACAACAACACUAACAGCACCAGUGUCGGAAUUAUCACCAGCACUGCUAGCAGAAUCAUCAGCGACACCAGCAUCAACAGAAACACCAGAAUUACUGUUACCGGCGGAAUCAACAGCACCACCAGAAUCGGCAGGUUUAGCAGGGUCACCACCAACUACAACAACUGAAACAAUGAUAACCACAGACAAAGAACUGACUGUCUCCAGCGAGAACCUCUUUGAAAAGAAAAACGAAGGAGACGAUCUAAAUCCAAAAUCUGAAUCUCAUCAUACGAGAAGCCCCAGUCCUUGUAAAUCUCCAAAGUCGAAAAUCAAAGCACUUUCAGUAAUUAUACCAGUGUCACACUAUGGCAAAGCAAAAUACCUCAAGAAUGUCGAGAAGGUAGAAGAAAUUAGACAUGAAUUUCUCGAGGCGGAUUCUGCAGAAACAGCAACUUCAGAAAGUUCUGAGGUCGACUUUACGAUCAUAUCAGUACCAAAAGGAGUGUAUCCAACCGCUGAGAGUAUUCCAAUAGAAGCAAUAAUUGAAGAAUGCCAUUCACUAAGUACCAACGCAAAAAAUAAACAAACAGAUACGGAAGAAGCACCUGAUAAAAUUGGUCUCUCAAAAGAGCACUCAGCGGAGGCAGUGCCUUCAGAGAACGACCUCCCUGAGGAGGGCAAUACAUUAGGUGAAAACACGUCAGUUGUUGAGGAGGAUAGUAAAGAAGAGACAAAUCAUAGAUGCGAAGAAGCUAGUGAAAAAGUCGAAAAGCAGGAAACACCUGAAAACCUCAAAAUACCUGAAAAAGUAAGGACAUUUCAGAAGAUUAGACUCACUGGUUUUUUAAAAUCAGUUCACCAAACAAAAAAACUUUUGCAGUCAAAAUCACCGGAAGAAGAAAUUACGCUAGCUCAGCUCCAGUUAGAGCAUGAAGGUGAAGAAAUACCGCUGGGAAUCCACUUUUUGAAAGCGCAAGAUUUAAGGAAGCCUUUUUUACGAUACAUGUCGGAAGGCAACAACAGAAUGGCUGGCAGUUCAAGCGGUGAUAGAAUUACUGCCAUUUCGUGCCCAAAUACGUCACGCCUUGAUUUAAAAAACCUGCCAAAACUAUCGGGGAAUUUUUCCAAUAGUUUCACAACUCGAUUGAAACGUGUUACGGCUCCUAAAGCAGAAGACAUCACAGAAAAGCUGAUGUUGCCAAAACUGAAAAAAACCUCGAAUGGCAACGAGAAAGAUAGUGAUUCUGACUCUCAAGAAAAAGAGGUCUUGGAUGCGCUGACGAACCAGACAUCUAGUAACUUAAAAAAAGACGCUCACGAAAUAGAGAACUGCGGUGAAGUAGAUCUCGAUACAGACGAAUUUCGGCAAAAAGCACGUAACAAGUUUCGUGAAAGAUUGCAAGAAAAGCUCCAGCUGAGCAUAGAGUCUUUGUCAAGUGAUGACCUUGACCCAACAAGAACCUCACCAACCGCUAAAAGACAGUGCAAGAAAACAAUGGAUAAACCGCUUAGCUCCAGACGCUUGUUACAUUCCGUGGAAAGAGAGUUCAAGGUUAAACCUCCACAUCUUCAUUCCAUUUUAUCCCAUCGAAGCUCUUCAAGAAGUAGUUUAGACACCUUAUCAAAAGCUCGAAGUACUCCCGGUCGAACUACACCAGUUAUAAAACGUAAAAUUGAACACAAGCGUGAAAAAAGUCAAACGGCCAGAAGUCAUCCACCAACAGCGAGUAUUGGCGGACGAAAAUGGAACUUAAUUUCAACAUUUUCAACAUCUGAAAACAAAGGCAUUGGAUUUCCGAAACAUCUACCUCUUGCUUUUGAAACCCCAACAAAACUUACCAUAACAACAGACGAAACCAAAGUUACUGUGUCGUCAGCGCGAAAUCGAAGCAAAAAAGGUUUUGAACACGCUACCAUAAUACGCCCAAUAAAUACUGCACGGUCAGUUGGUGGAAGAAGUAGUGGAAAAUUAACAGCGUUUGAGGAAGAUUCCGAAGUUGAAACUGUUCGAGAAAGAAGGCCAACGUUAGCUAAAGAGGAUUUAUGGUGGACUAAGUAA
Messenger RNA from Enterobius vermicularis (human pinworm), 4554 nucleotides. Lineage: Eukaryota; Metazoa; Nematoda; Chromadorea; Rhabditida; Oxyuridae. The record is from the annotation of a GenBank genome assembly.